Messenger RNA from Penicillium atrosanguineum, 489 nucleotides. RefSeq lists its product as uncharacterized. Bases 1 to 489 code for a protein of 162 amino acids. The record is from RefSeq and is a predicted model, not a curated record. The transcript has a single exon. Lineage: Eukaryota; Fungi; Ascomycota; Eurotiomycetes; Eurotiales; Aspergillaceae.
AUGUCACACUUUUUCCCAAGGGCCGAGUAUGCAGAAGAUCAACCUCUGGCCCGAACUAUUCUCGCCACCCAUGUCCUCAGUCGUGGCUUCCAGGUUGGCACGGCAGUUGGCCUACUGAAAAGCGGUGCUGCAGCUCUAUUCAAAAAUCGACCAAUUACUACACUCAGCCUUCUCCGCUCGGCAAGUGCUGGGGGAGCCGUCGGGACCGGCGUCGUCGGAGUCGGCCUCAUCAUUCAGAUGUGGGGCCGAGAGAAGAUCGAGUGGCAAGACCGCAGUUGGCGGUUACGGUACAACCCAGGCCAGUUAGGUAUCGACAACUGGAGUGAGCCGGUGGCAGCUCUUGGAGCACUUGCAGUGGCUUUUCGGAGGCCAUUGGAACCUACAAUUGGGGUUUGGCGUGGGGUUGUUGGUGGGAUGGGCAUUGGAUCGUUGGUUGGAAUUGUUGGGUGUCUGUGUGCCACACAUAUCUUAUUACCACGAAAGGAAUAA